AGUGCUGCUGAGAUCAUGUCUGUGCUGUUCUUCCACACGAUGAGGUAUAAACAAUCAGACCCGGAGAACCCGAACAAUGACCGAUUCAUCCUCUCAAGGGGCUAUGCUGCUCCCAUCCUCUGGGCUGCCUGGACAGAGGCGGGCCACCUCAGUGGAUCCAACUUGCUGAGCCUGAGGAAAAGUGUGUAUGAUUUGGAAGGAUAUCCUGUCCCUUCUCUCUCACAGAGACUGUCAUUUGUUGAUGUGGCAACAGGAUGGCUCGGACAGGGACUGGGGGCCGCAUGCGGCAUGGCAUAUACUGGCAAGUACUUCGACAAGGCCAGCUACCGGGUGUUCUGCCUCAUGGGAGAUAGCGAGUCCUCAGAAGGCUCCAUCUGGGAAGCAUUGGCUUUUGCAUCCUACUAUGGUCUGGACAAUCUCGUGGCAAUCUUUGAUGUGAACCGCCUGGGACACAGUGGCGCCUUGCCUGCUGAGCACUGCAUAGAUAUCUAUCAGAAGCGCUGUGAAGCCUUUGGGUGGAAUACUUUCGUGGUGGAUGGCCGUGAUGUGGAGGCGCUGUGCCAGGUGUUCUGGCAGGCAGCUCAAGUGAAGAGCAAGCCCACUGCUGUGGUUGCCAAGACCUUCAAGGGCCGCGGCUUACCAAACGUUGAGGAUGCAGAAAAUUGGUAUGGAAAGCCAGUGGCAAAAGAAAGAGCAGAUGCCAUUAUCAAAUUAAUUGAGAGCCAGAUACAGACCAACAAGAAUCCUGUACCAAAACCCCCUAUUGAGGAUUCACCUCAAAUCAGCAUCAUGGGUAUAGAAAUGAUCUCUCCACCUGCUUACAAAGUUGGUGACAAGAUGGCUACUCUGAAAGCAUGUGCUUUUGGUCUGGCUAAGCUGGGCCAUGCAAAUGACAGAGUCAUUGUGCUGGAUGGUGACACCAAGAACGCUACUUUCUCUGAGAUAUUCAAGAAAGAGUACCCUGAGCGGUUCAUCAAGUGUUUUAUUGCUGAGCAAAACACAGUGAGCAUGGCACUGGGCUGUGCCACCCGUGGUCGGACCAUUGCUUUUGCUAACACUUUUGGUGCCUUUUUGACCCGAGCAUUUGAUCAGAUCCGGAUGGGAGUCAUCUCUCAAACCAACGUCAACCUCAUUGGUUCCCACUGUGGAGUAUCUGUCGGUGAAGACAGCCCGUCCCAGAUGGCACUGGAGGAUAUGGCCAUGUUCCGAGCCAUUCCCAACUGCAUUAUUUUCUAUCCAAGUGAUGCUGUCUCAAUGGAGCACGCUCUUUAUCUGGCGGCCAAUGCCAAGGGAAUGUGCUUCAUUCGGACCACCCGCCCCAAGACGGCAGUUAUUUACAACCCACGAGAAACCUUUGAGAUCGGACAGGCCAAGGUUGUCCGCCACAGUGACAACGACAAAGUCACAGUUAUUGGAGCUGGAGUUACUCUGCACGAAGCCUUAGCAGCUGCUGAUGAUCUUUCUAAACAAGAUAUUUCUAUCCGUGUCAUCGACCUGUUUACCAUCAAACCCCUGGAUGCUGCCACCAUCAUUUCCAAUGCAAAAGCCACAGGCGGCCGGGUCAUCACAGUGGAGGAUCAUUACCCAGAAGGCGGCAUUGGGGAAGCUGUGUGUGCAGCCGUCUCCAAGGAGCCUGACAUCCUGGUUCAUCAGCUGGCGGUGUCAGGAGUGCCUCGUAAUGGGAAGCCGGAUGAGCUGCUGGAUAUGUUUGGAAUCAGUGCCAGACACAUUACCGCGGCCGUGAAACGCAUUGUAAUAAACUGAAAUGUUUACCUUACAUCUAUUCUUGUUCCAAAACCAUCAUUUGUAAACACAUACUGUUUUGUUCUUUUCAAAAGCAAAGCCAGGUAACACCUUUCUUCAUUCCUAAUUCAGAAAUUCAAGUUAACUACUUUUCUUUUAAACUGUAACUGCAUAUACAAAUGUUAUCAUUUUCUUAUCAUUAG
Molecule: messenger RNA, 1946 nt
Organism: Lemur catta (Ring-tailed lemur)
Lineage: Eukaryota; Metazoa; Chordata; Mammalia; Primates; Lemuridae
Gene: TKTL1
Product: transketolase like 1
Exons: 13
Coding region: 16-1764 (582 amino acids)
Molecular function (GO): thiamine pyrophosphate binding; transketolase activity
Source: RefSeq, a predicted model, not a curated record